CUGGGCAUGGAGCGUGUGCGGGGAGCUGGGGCCGUGCUGGCGGUGCUGGUGGUGCUGGGAGCCCCCCCGGCUGCGGGCGAGGAGCUGUCGGGGGUGUUCCAGUGGCUGGGAAAGAACGAGUGUUACUUUAUCAAUGGCACCGAGCGGGUGAGGUUCGUGCAGAGGUACAUCUACAACCGGGAGCAGUACAUGCACUUUGACAGCGAUGUGGGGGUCUUUGUGGGGGACACCCCGUUUGGGGAGAUCCAGGCCAGGUACUGGAACAGCCAACAGGAUGGGCUGGAGUACAGACGGUCUGCGGUGGACUGGUUCUGCCGGGUCAGCUACGAGGUGUCCACCCUGUUCCUGGUGAACCGCAGAG
Messenger RNA from Neopelma chrysocephalum (saffron-crested tyrant-manakin), 361 nucleotides. Its product is annotated as HLA class II histocompatibility antigen, DRB1-16 beta chain-like. The annotation marks the transcript as partial. Gene Ontology annotation, biological process: immune response; peptide antigen assembly with MHC class II protein complex; antigen processing and presentation of exogenous peptide antigen via MHC class II. Gene Ontology annotation, molecular function: MHC class II protein complex binding. The transcript has 2 exons. Gene Ontology annotation, cellular component: membrane; MHC class II protein complex. The record is from RefSeq and is a predicted model, not a curated record. NCBI's taxonomy places the organism in Eukaryota, Metazoa, Chordata, Aves, Passeriformes, Pipridae.